Molecule: messenger RNA, 8321 nt
Organism: Biomphalaria glabrata
Lineage: Eukaryota; Metazoa; Mollusca; Gastropoda; Planorbidae
Exons: 5
Coding region: 116-1237 (373 amino acids)
Source: RefSeq, a predicted model, not a curated record
UCACUGACUCUCACUGAGUCUGAGUCACUGAUUCAACUGAUUGAAUUCAGUAUUCAGUUCAAUCAAGACCAAGAAGUUCAGCAUAUAAUAAUGAGAAAACUGCGAUGGAAAGAGGAUGAACAAGUGUUAUUGUUUUUUUUCAAGAAGAUAUGGUUCUCGAAUUAUGGAGUCUGAAAGAUCAAUCAAUCGACUCAUUCUUCUAAUUGUGAUUUUGGGACUGGUUUAUUUUUGUUACUGCUUUUAUUAUGCUACACUACGUUGGCAAGAAGAUGACUGGAACUCCAAACCUGCCAAGAAAAUUGAUCAUUUAUAUUUAACUGAUCCUGAUGUCAAAGCCAUUCAUGAAAGAAUGGUAGCACAGGACAGCCGGUUAUCUUCAGAAAUUACCAUUGUAACAGCUUACUACAAUCUUGGCAACUUAAAUAAAGGCAAAAAGCUAGGCCUAGGAGGCUACACUCCAGAGCAGUACAAAAACUGGAUGUCUGUAUUUGGCAGGAUUGACAAUCCCCUUAUUGUAUUUACAGAUUCACAAGAUGUCAUUGACAUAUUUACUGAAAGCCGUAGGCAUUUUGAACCUGAACGGACCAAAAUUGUGCCUUUAAACAGGACAAGCCUCUGGGCAUUUUCUUUAGCCCCAAGGAUAAAGGAAAUUUUUUCACUCCCUGGCUAUCCAUCACAUGACCCCAAUACAGUGAAUGAGAAUUAUUCUUGUGUGAUGCAUGCUAAAUUUGAGCUGGUCAGCAAGGUCAUAAAGGAGAAUAUGUUCUUUACUAAAUAUAUUAGUUGGCUGGACAUUGGCCUUUACCGAGCAAUAGUUAGUGAGAAGCAUAUCUUCCCUAUUAGGCUGCCACCAGGUUUUGACCAAGACAAAAUUGCCUAUAGUGGUCAGCACAAAUUUGACAGCACUCUAUCCCCGUACCAGAUAAUUGAAGAAGACAAGACAUGGGUAGGAGGGGCCAUGUUCUUAGGACGUCCAGAGGUGGUAUAUGUUUAUACACAAGACUAUAUGAGAAGUGUUGAGAAACUUUUGUCUGAGAAGAUGAUGAGCACUGACCAGCAGGUCAUCUACAUCAUGUUCCAGCCAAGUUUUCCCAUUCAACCACGUGUUGACAUUCAGAUUUACACCACACACUCCACAGAUGAUUGGUUUUAUCUAGGAUACACUAUCAAGGAAACUUGGGAUUUUCAUCUUCGUAAAACAGCCUCUCUAUUAAAGUUUCUGCAUUCACUAUUGUGAUUAUCUUGUAUAGUUAGUUUGCUUUAUCUGUAAAGAAAGUCUCUUUGUUAAGUUGGAAUUUAAAUCUUGUGUGGCAUCUAUGUGUGAGCUCUUAUUUUAAUAUUUAACACAAAAUUCCUUAUUUGCAUUAUUUAGUUUAGUAUUUAUUUAACAAGUAACAUUAUAAAUUAACUUUUACUUAUUAAAUUUCAUGGCAAUGGUUAAACUAGUAUAUCAUUUACAGUCAUUUAUUAUUCUAAGGUUAAGUCACAGUGGCUAACAAGCCAAGCAUUGGCAGCUGAACAGAGCUUUUAAGUUUGAAUUAUCUUGAGAGAGACAUGAGCAUUUUAAGUUAGGAUUUUCAGAUUGUCUAGACUUUUAUUGUUCUAACCACAUUACAUUCUUGCUUUCUAUUAGCCAUAUAUUCUAAGGAGUUUUCUUACCUUGAGAAUGUAACACUGUUUGUUUUUUAACUUGCAAAAUGUAAUACAGCCGACACAGAUCACAUCAUUUAUUUAAUUAUAUACAUGAGUUGAUCAAUCUGAUAUCAUUGAUAUCAAUAAAAGUUUUAUGGAAGGUUGUAUGUUAGAACAUUUUAUCCACAUCAUGUUUUUUUAUUCUUAAAAGCAUUCAAAAACAAAAAAAAGAUCUGAAGUUUUUUUUAUUUCUAAGAUUGUUUUAAUGUUUUAAUGUUUUUAUUUGAUUAUUUGUUUGGUUUGUGUAGUACUUUUAAAUCCGAGGUUAUUUUUUCCCUUAUAUAGUCUCCUGUAAGGCUAAUGCUAAAAUAUAUGUUGUUUUUUUUUUUUGUUUUUUUUUCAAUGCCAUUUGUUUACUAGUCUAUAGAUGGUCUUGAGGCUUCAAAUUAGACUAAAGUUUUAUAACAACAUAUAGGGUCAGCUUAGUUCUUUCUUUAGUAAAAUUAAACAAAUAAUGGAGGGUGUAUCCAUCUCUGUAAAUGAAUAGAGUGAACUUUAUCAAUGACAAACAGGUCACAUACUUUCACAACAAAAUACAUUAGUUCAUUUCUAAUUUCAUUUUAAUUUGAUUCUCUGUCAGCUAGUCAAUCGAACCACUAUUUUGAAUGUUCCCAAUGUUAUAAUAGGUGACAGAUUAUCCUUGUUAAGCUGUUACCAAUGAACGAACCAAAAAUGUAUAACCCAAAGCAAGCAUCCCAGCUUGUAUUUGUAAAAGCAUUUACAUAUUUUGUUAGAAUGUAUGGAGAUAUCAUUCUCAAGGGAUUUUUUGAUGUGAGAGCAUAGAGAGAUUUAGCUUAAUAAGUUUUUUUUUUAUUUAACACUUGAUAAAUGGAAAAAAAUGUUGCGCAAAUUGUUUGUGAUCCUGUUAAAAUCAUCCGUAUUUAUAAAAUAUUCCAUGCUUUUGAGAUUUGUUUUAGACUCUCAAAUGCUAAUAUUUUUGUUAUCUUGACAUAAUGAAUGAAAAGUUUAUUACUAUUAUUUUGUUAAGAUGCAUUUCAGUGUUAUGUUUAAAAAAAAAAGAGAAUUAAAUGUUUUUUGUAUUUUACUUCACUUAUUAGUGUCUCUCAAGCAAAGAAACAGUAUUAAAGGAUUUAACAAUUGAGUGUCAUUGUAUUGCUCCAAAAUUUUAAAUUAAAUGACAAAAGCAUUUUUUUACAGUUCCAAGCUCAACAAAUAAGUUUUUUCACAGUAUUUUCAAUGUAUGGGUUAUGUUAAUUGGAUGUCUACAAAAAGGAUUGAAUCACAGUGAAGUAUGUUCGUGUAGUAUUAAUACUAAAAGGAAUAAGAAAUGGUAUUUUAAGACAUUUAUUGUAAAGAAAAUAUUUUUGGAAAUAAUAUAAAUAAAACACCUCAAGAUAACUGAUAUGAAUCUAAUAAUUCUUGAAUAGUUGCAUGCUUGGAAGUGGUGGAUAUGAAGGAUUAGGCUCUUAUUUAGAUAUUUUUUCAGAGGCUUAAGAUUAAAGGAUGUAACUUGAAUGUUCUGCUUGAACUGUACCAUUUUUUUCUUGAUCACCAUCUUUUGUUAUUCCUUCCCCACUUUUGAAGCAUUCUUUUUGCUUCUAGGAAUUGUAGGUUGAAUCUUAAACAUAUUCAACAUAGAUUUCUCCUGUUUAUUGUUCCUUCCACUUUGCAAGAGGAAUAGGCAAUAACUUGUAUGUUUAUGUUGAACUACACAAAAAGUCAUUUCAACUUUAACCUGACCAUAAGAGAAGCUAUCAAAUUGGUCUUAGUGGGAUAAAGCUUGUUUUGUAUUAUUACUGGGUUUUUUUAGUCAGCUUUAUUUAAUAAUCUUUUCAGGCUGGUUUUAUAAAUUAGACACUUUUUGUGACUAUUUUUAGAACAUGACAGAAUGUUGAAAAUAAUUGGCCUCUGAUGUGUUGGAGAUUGAAAACACAUUUUCUUUAUUGACUAUGUCAACUAUCACCCCUAACUUCUUUUGUAUAAUAUUGACUGAACAUUUUGAUUUCCAUAUUGCUGCUCUCUUUUUUUAAAUAGCUUAUUUUUAAUAGUAAGGAAACAUAGAAUUACUGUGUCUCAAAUCAUUUAUUAGCUUUAGAAACUACUCUUACUGAGUCAAACUUACUGUAUAUUAAAUUUUACUGGGAAGCCUUCAUUUCUUUGAAAUAGCAGAAGUUAGAUUUUAAAAAAAAGCGUAUUCAUCAUUAAACUAUAUUACACAGUAACAUCCAAAUAACAUUUAUUUAAUUCUACAUAUAACAGAUUGUUAUAGAUGGACUGUAUUCAAUCUAAGGUUUAACAUGAUUAUAAUGUAUUGUAUUAAUUUUUAUGCUAAUAUUAAACUAGAUGAGAUUAACAUUUUUUUCUUUCCAUGACACAUUGAUUUUUUAAAGAAUUUUUGGUGCAGCCAGGAUGAUAUAUGAACAUGUAUAAAUCAAUUCUCUUUUGACUUGAGAUACACCAACUCUACUAGUGCAUCUUGGAUAUUUGAAUUACCUGCUUUACUUCGUUUUGUCUGAUCAUAAAUUACAUUCUAUUUUGCUAGUUCUUUUUUAUUUCAUUACAAGUGAAAUUCAGAUAUUUGGACUUUUGUCAAUUUGAACUUGUCCAGUGAUAUACUGCUUGUAGAAAUCCAUGUGUAGUACUUAUUUAUUUGUACAAACUGAGAAUUAUUCGUCAACAACUGGGUUGUUACAUAGGAGAGGGUUCAAAAGUCUAUUAUGGUGUGCUUCUCUUAGUUUUUUAAUGAUUUAAUUUAGUAAUUAGAAGGUUCAGAUUAUAAAGAACAAAUUUAUUAAUGACUUCUGUUUGUUUUUUUUUUGGUGUUUAAUAAUGAGACUUUGGGGCAAAACUAACCCUUACUGUUAUCAUAGAUUUCUAAAAAAUUGUAUAACUUUACAACCUGAAAUUCUGAUAUACAUCUUCUUUCAGAAAGAAUAAAUCAACAACAUGAUAAAGUGUCAUGCAAAUAUGCAUUUCUUGCUUUCUUGCUCCCAAGUCAACCAUGUUAGCUUGGCAAAAUGAAUUUAGCUAAAUAUGUGAUUGUAUUUUAUCAAUUUUUAUGGGUAUCUUGGUGCAAUUAUCUAUGAAUUUAGAUUAUCAUAUUUAUUAUCUUUUGCUUUCUUUACAAAUUUUCUGACAGUUUUUUUCUCUCCCUAUUUGCCGUUUAGGAUUCUGAUGUGAAACAAAAUAUAUGUGUAUUGGAUCAAAUGGAUAAUAAUUAAAUUUUUACAGAAAUGAUUUUUAGUCUCAAACAGCACAUUGUUCUCAUUUGUUUUAAUUAUGUGUGUAUGGCAUUUUCUGCAAAGGUACUAAACUGUUUCACUGUAUGUUUGUUCUUUAUCUGGCACUAUGUCAGACUAUUAAGUUGAUGCCAUUGUGUUUCAUCUACAACAGUGCACUUUGGAUUGUAAUAUUUAUUGUGUACUUCUAUCAUCUUUAAGCCUAAUUAUUUGAAAAACAUUUUGGAUAGUUUUUGUAAUUUAAAGAAGAUUUAAUACCAUUGUUUAUUUAAAUUAGUCACAGUGAAGUUAAAUUGAUCCAAUUUCUAAUGAUGGUAUUUAUGAACAUAAAAGUGUUGUAUAUUUUCUUGUUAGAAAAAAAAAGGGGGUGGGGGGUGGGGUAAAAGAUUUUAAAUAGUAUGUUAACAAAAUCAAAGAUGUAUUUAACUAGGAUAGUUUUUCUUGAUACAUUUUGUGUCAGUGGAUGACAUUUUGUGAUGGACAUAAGAACUUUGUUCAAAAGAUCUUACAGAUUUCAAUGUAUGUGCCAAGUAAUUGCUUGCAUGAGAAGACUUUAAAUAACUGUUUGAUUGCAAAUAAAAAGUCAAGUGAACUUUGAUAUUUAAAACUCAGUUCUGUUGAGCAAUAUUAGUCUUGCUAAUAAUAUAAUGAAAAAAAAAUCAUUUAUAACAUGAUUAUUAUGCUAAAAUAAGGAAAACAAUUGGUUUUUACAAACAGUAUUAAUUAUCUGCAUUUCUCACAUGAUUAUGAGAAAUUGUUUUGUUAUUGCUAUGGAUAAAUGCUAAAAGUAGACCAGGACAUGCUUGUGAUUGUUAUGUAGACAUAAUAUCUAUAACUUGUCUACUAAAGGGGGACAAUUAUUUGCAUUGUAAAUGUUUGUGUGAUUUUUUAAUUUCAAUGAAACGAAAUAUUUGUAUCAAAUAUUGAUGUACAUAUUUCUUUAUUUCAGCAUAUACACAUAAAAGUUUAUCCAAAUAUAAAUAAAUAUUUCAUAUGUAGAUUACAAAAUAUUCUAAUUGAAAUAUUUAAUGUGAUAAUUGUCUUUUGAAUCCGUGUUUUAGCUUGGUACUUGACACUCUCAUCCAUUACUACUGCAACAAACAGAUUGUUGUACUACAGAUGAAUUUUUGUUUAAUAGAAAAUAAUACAAAAAGUCUACUAAAUAGCUUGUGAUAAUCAUUAAGACAACCACAAAAUAAACAAAUAUCGAAAAAUUGAGCUACAUGCCAUAUUGCUAUAUAAAACUGCCUACUGUGGAUUUUUGUUUAAUUGGUUAUAGAUCGCAUUGUUGAUAAAUGCUUUAACUGCAUUUUCACUAUAUUGCUAAAAAUGAGUCAUAUCUUUGUUUCUCUGUUCUUAUAAAAAAAAGUUUCAGAGGUAAUAAGCAAAUGUCAUUGAAUGGUGUUUAAGAGGUCUGGUGAUGGACUAAUGUCAUUUAAUGAGUUUCUGUGAAUUUUCAAACAUUUCUACUGGCUGACAUUGUUCAUUCAUUAUGCAUAAGUUCUGCAUAAAUUAUGAAUUUAUUAUGCUUAGUCGAUACAAAUGAAUAUGAAUCCUGAAUUGUCUGCUGUUUCUUUACCUGGUGUAAUGAUUAGACUAUAUAUAUAUAUACAAUCACAGUGGUGCCAUGAAGUUUGGUUAUUGCCAAAUGAAAAGUAUUCCUUUUCACCAGUAAGCAGUACAUAUUUAGCUCUUUCCAAAUUUAGAAUCAAGGUAAAGUACAGGGGUAAUAGUUACAACAAAAAAAUGUUUAUACAAGCAGUCCUGCAGGUCAUUAAUCUCUGUCAAUGAUAUUUAAAUGAGACUUUCAUUUGAACACCAACAUUAUGCAGGUGGUAAUCAUUGACUGAGCUCUAAGUACAAGUAUAUCCAUAGGGUGUUAGGUAGGAAUACAAUAUGAAGCUUUUGUUUGGCUGCACCAAAGAACUAAGGUAAAAAGUCAAAGUCCUACUUAUGGUUAUUUCAAACAGAUACAUUUUGAAAUAAUAACUUAAGAUAUCAGGAGCAAUGAGAACUAAGGUAAAAAGUCAAAGUCCUACUUAUGGUUAUUUCAAACAGAUACAUUUUGAAAUAAUAACUUAAGAUAUCAGGAGCAAUGAUACAGAGACCAGCAACAAUUGACUGUAAACCCCAAGACUUGUUUCAGUUAUUGACAUACAUAUUAAAAUCAGCAAUCUAGAGGUCACAUGGUAAAAAACAACAACACAAUGGUGGUAGUUUACUGGUACAUAGAUUUAAGCUUGUUAGUUUACCUAACCCAAAUACUAAUACAUGGUAUCUAACUGUAUGCAUUUAUAUGUUGGGAUUUCUGUUGGCAAAGACCUUUCUGAACAGCAUGGUGCAACAUAUUCUCUUGAGAUAGGGUGUAUUAGAAAAGCAAAAAAAGGUUAAAAUAAAUAUUGAAUCAUAAUCAUUAUUUCCAGGUCUAACUUUGUAACAAAUAUUUGAAAUAAUUGAUUUUUGUAUUUAUAAGACAAAUGUUUAAUUUGAGUAGAUUUUUUUUUUAAUACAGAAAUUCUUUUUUCCUUAUUUCCAAUUGUAACUUUGUAACAAAAAUUUGACAGAAUUGAUUUUUGUAUUUAUAAAACAAAUGUUUAAUUAAUAAAGAAUAAAGUUGUUUGUUUUUUAAAUUACAGAAAUUAUUUUUCUUUCUCAAAGCCUAUUUGAUUGUGAUAUGACUAUACACAGAUUUUUUACUUUAUUUUCAAAUUUUAGAUGUCUGUUUGCUUGUAACAAUUAAUACAUACCUGUUUAGGCUCUACAUUUUGUUCUUAUAUUGUUUACUGAAAACUCAGAAAAUUGAUAAAUUUGUAGAAAUGUUGUAUUAUGUUAUGGACAAAUGAAUUUUUUUAUUUCAGACCUAUUCAUGCAUUUAUGUUUUUGUUAAAUGAAAGUUUUUUGAGACUGCUAUUAUGGAUAAGAUUUAAGAUUUAUUAACAGGGAAUGCUGGUAGAAAUCCCAUUAGUUAAAUCAGCACGUCUAUGAAGAAAUGUUACUCCAAUCAGUGUAGUACAUUGAUUGAUAUUUAUAUAUUAUGAGAUAAUGCAAUCCAUUUAGUUGUGUUUUGUUCUAACUCAAGCUUUUUCAAACAGACUUAUUUUAAUAUUGGUAAUUUCAUCAGCAUCAUUAGUUUAUUGCUUUAGUUUGAAUAAUCAAUGCUUUUUAGUAAACUGCAUUCCAUUUGUAUUCAAUUCUCAUUUUUUAAAAUUACAUUUUUUAACCAUUGCUAGUAACAAAACUUUGUUUUUUGACAUACCAGAUACGGUUAGCAAAGUAAAAUAAAUGUUAUUAUUCCAUAUUCAAUUUUUAAUAAUUAAUACCAUACUAUGCUGAACUCUGUUUUUUUUUUUCACAUAUAUGUUUUGUUGUAUUUAUUGUUAUGGCUCUGAGGUUUAUUUGAAUAAACACAAUAAUUCACAAAUACCUUUA